AUGCCUGAAGCAAAAGUGCUCAUGAUAGGAAGUGGAGGCCGGGAGCACGCUCUGUGCUGGAAAUUAGCGGAAUCUCCUAAUGUGAAGCAAAUUUACUGUGCACCCGGCAGCGUCGGUAUUUCUUCGGUGGACAAGGUUGAAAGCGUUGAUAUUAACAUCAAAGACUUUCAGGCUGUUGGAAAAUGGUGCAAAGACAAUUCAAUUGACCUGGUUGUCAUUGGCCCAGAAGAUCCAUUGGCCAAUGGCAUUGUAGACGCCCUCUCUUCAAUGGGUAUCCAAUGCUUUGGCCCCACAAAAGCUGGUGCAGAAAUAGAAGCAAACAAGAGUUGGUCCAAGAAAUUCAUGAUGAAGUACCAGAUUCCAACUGCAAGAUACCAGUCCUUCACUGAUGCUAGUGCUGCUAAGGAGUUUAUUAAAAGCGCUCCCUUUCCGGCGUUAGUUGUUAAGGCCUCAGGUCUGGCUGCCGGCAAAGGCGUGAUAGUAGCCUCGAACAAGGAAGAAGCUUGUCAAGCUGUGGACGAGAUCUUAACUGACGCGAAGUACGGCUCCGCCGGUCAGACCGUCGUUAUAGAAGAACUUUUGGAGGGCGACGAAGUUUCCGUACUCGCAUUCACCGAUGGAGAAACGGUGUCGGUGAUGCCACCAGCUCAAGAUCACAAGCGCGUGGGUGACGGGGACACGGGUCCCAACACCGGCGGCAUGGGCGCCUACUGUCCCUGCCCGCUCAUCACGCCAGACCAGUUUGCGGACGUAAAGGACCAGAUUCUACAGCGAGCUGUCGACGGACUCAAGGCCGAGGGCAUUAAAUAUGUCGGCGUCUUGUACGCGGGCCUGAUGAUCACCAAAUCGGGCCCGAUGACCCUCGAAUUCAACUGCAGAUUUGGUGACCCUGAAACGCAAGUGCUUAUGAUGUUGUUGGAGAGCGAUCUCUAUGACAUAAUGAAGGCUUGCGUGAACGGAAACCUGAAGCAGCAGCAAGUUACAUGGAACACGAAGAUGUCAGCAGUGGGAGUUGUGAUCGCCUCCAAGGGAUACCCGGAGACAUCCACUAAAGGCUGCGUUAUAAGCGGGCUGUCGCAAGUUGUGUCGCAGCCGGAGCUGGCGGUGUUCCACAGCGGCGUGGCUCGCGGUGCGAACGGGUCGCUGGUGUCGUGGGGCGGGCGCGUGCUGCUGGUGGCGGCGCGCGCGCCAGCCCUGCGCGCCGCCGCGGCCGCCGCCACCGCCGCCGCCGCCGCCAUCGACUUCCCCGGCGCGCACUACCGCAAGGACAUCGCUCACCGCGCCUUCUCCAAGUUAAACGGUCUCUCGUACCUCGAAAGUGGUGUAGAUAUAGACGCGGCCGCGACACUUGUUCGCAAGAUAGAGCCCUUAGCGACUGCAACACAUCGGCCAGGAGUUUUAGGAAGGCUAGGUUGCUUCAGUGGACUGUUCCAGCUGUCUACUAUGGACCCGGAGCUUAAAGACCCCGUGCUCGUGCAGGGGACUGAUGGCGUUGGGACCAAGCUAAAGAUAGCUCAACGGCUGCAAAAGUUCGACACGAUUGGCCAGGACCUGGUGGCGAUGUGCGCGAACGACAUCCUUUGCGCUGGCGCGGAGCCGUUCGCGUUCCUCGACUACAUGGCGUGCGGCCGCCUGCAGGUGGAGGUGGCCGAGAGCAUCGUGCGAGGAAUCGCCGACGCGUGCAAGCUGGCCGGCUGCGCACUGCUUGGUGGCGAAACUGCUGAAAUGCCGAGCAUGUACGACGUGGGCAAGUACGACCUGGCCGGGUUCGCGGUGGGCGUGGUGGACAACAGCAAGCAGCUGCCGCGCGUCAGCGCCAUGCGCGCCGGCGACGCCGUGCUGGCGCUGCCCUCCAGCGGCGUGCACAGCAACGGCUACAGCCUCGUGCAGCGCAUCAUGAGCGAGACUGGCCACAGCUACAAUGAAAAAGCGGCGUUUACGACCUCGAACAAGUCGUACGGCGAGGAGUUCUUAGAGCCAACCGGUAUCUACGUGAAGGCAUUGUUGCCCGCGGUGAAGAAGGGCCUCAUUAAGGGGCUAGCACACAUCACGGGCGGCGGCCUGCUAGAGAACAUACCGAGGGUGUUGCCGCCGCACCUGCGCGUUAGAUUGGAUGCUACGGCCUUCAAGAUAAAGCCCAUUUUCGGCUGGCUGCAGGCCAAAGGCUUGGUGUCCGACUUCGAAAUGCUUCGCACGUUCAACUGUGGAGUGGGUAUGGUGGCGAUCGUUGACCCAGCCUGUGUUGACGAAUUGCUGGCUAUGGUAACAGAACCCAUUGACGUCAUCGGUGUCGUCGAGGCUAUGGGGAAGGAAGGAGGUCACCAAGUGGUGGUGGAGAACUUCAAGGAAGCGAUGGCGCCCCUAACUUCGCCAUACUUCAGCGGACAACAAGUGCCCCAGAAGUCACUUUCCUACAAAGACAGCGGUGUAGACAUCGAGGCUGGUGACUCGCUGGUGUCGCUUAUCAAGCCUUUAGCAAGGGCUACAAUUCGUCCAGGAGUUAUUGGUGGUCUCGGUGGCUUUGGUGGUUGUUUCCAACUGAAAGCUAUCGAGCAAGAAUAUAAGGACCCAGUGCUGGUGCUGGCCGCGGACGGCGUGGGCACGAAGCUGAAGAUCGCUCAGAGCAUCGACCGGCACGACACCGUGGGGCUGGACCUGGUGGCCAUGUGCGUCAACGACAUCCUGUGCAACGGCGCCUGCCCGCUCACCUUCCUCGACUACUUCGCGUGCGGCGCGCUCGACGUGCGCGUGGCGCGCCAGGUGGUGGCCGGCGUCGCCGAGGGCUGCCGCCAGGCCUCCGCCGCGCUCAUCGGUGGGGAAACAGCAGAAAUGCCCGGCAUGUAUCCACCCGGUGUGUACGAUAUCGCCGGCUUCGCACUCGGUGUUGUGGAACGGUCGCAAAUACUGCCUAAGAUCAACGAUAUCGCUGUGGGUGAUAUUAUUAUAGGUCUGCCGUCGAAUGGCGUCCACAGCAACGGCUUCAGUCUGAUACACAAGCUGAUGAAAAAGGCCGGCCUCACUCUCAACGACAAAGCGCCUUUCAGCAAGGAAGGGUUGACACUGGGCGAGGAGCUGAUCAAGCCGACGCGUAUUUACGUGCGCAGCGUGCUGCCGGUGCUGCAGCGCGGCGUGGUGAAGGCGGUGGCGCACGUGACGGGCGGCGGGCUGGUGCACAACCUGCCGCGAGUGCUGCCCGACACCGUGCGCGCGCGCCUCAACGCGCACUGGUGGCACGUGCACCCGGUGUUCGCCUGGAUUGCGGAUACUGGUGCAGUGGAGGACGAAGAAAUGCUGCGCACUUUCAACUGCGGUUUAGGUAUGGUGCUCAUUGUGGCGCCUGAAGACCAAGCCGAUGUGAUGAACAGUUUGCGCGCGUACGGCGCCAUGGUGGUGGGGUCGUUACAAGCGCGGCGUACAGGCGGUGAGCGCGUGCUCGUCGACAACUUCGCCUCCGCGCUCGACUUCACGCGCCGCGUGCCGCUGCUGCCCAACAAGCGGGUGGCGGUGCUGGUGUCGGGCAGCGGCAGCAACCUGCAGGCGCUGGCGGAGGCGGCGCGCGAGCCGGCGCUGUGCACGUGCGCCGACAUCGCGCUCGUGCUCAGCAACCGCGCGGACGCCUACGCGCUCAAGCGCGCCGAGGCCGCCGGGAUCCCCUCGCUGGUGUUAAAUCACAAAGACUACUCGUCGCGGGAAGAGUUCGACCGUGCCAUUUCCGAAGCGCUGGAGAAACAUAAAAUAGACAUUGUAUGCCUCGCUGGCUUCAUGAGGAUCUUGUCUGCUGAGUUCGUCGAUAAGUGGAAGGGGCGGCUGGUGAACAUCCACCCGUCGCUGCUGCCGCGCCACCCCGGGCUGCACGCGGCGCGCCAGUGCCUGGCGGCCGGAGACGCGGAGUCCGGCUGCACCGUGCACUUCGUCGACCAUGGUGUGGACACGGGCCCCAUAAUCACACAGGAGCGCGUGCCCGUACUGAAGGACGACACAGAAGAAAGUCUGAGCGAACGUAUCCACCAAGCAGAACACCGUGCAUACCCGCGAGCAUUGCGCCUGCUCGCCACCGGCCGGGUUAGACUCGCGGCCGAUGGACAACUGAUGUGGAACUCCUAG
This is a messenger RNA of Parnassius mnemosyne (clouded apollo), 4104 nucleotides long. The record is from the annotation of a GenBank genome assembly. NCBI's taxonomy places the organism in Eukaryota, Metazoa, Arthropoda, Insecta, Lepidoptera, Papilionidae.